AUGAUGAGGGUGAAGGAGAAGAGGAUGGAGAGAGCGAGUAACCGCAGCAUUCGGCACUUCUGCCGUUGGAAGGUGAUUCCUGGCUCUCACCCAGGCGGCCCGGGUUCAACUCCCGGUCAGGGAGUCCGCUUUUGCUCUAUAACGCCUUGCCACCGCGCCCUCGCUCCGCCCACCUCAUUUGAGCACCUAGAGGGUGUAGCUGGCUGUGAUGGGGGUGGUGGUGGAAGUGAAAGAGGAGCGUGGGAGGGCCGGGUGAAGUGUGGAGAAAGUGGAGAAAGUGGAGAAAGUGGUGAUGUUGAGGUAAAAGGCGGACGCCGUGAAGGACGGGAAGCUAGCAGAGCGUGGUUUCGAUCCACGGUCCUCUGGGUUAUGAGCCCAGCACGCUUCCACUGCGCCACUCUGCUACCAUGUGCGCACUCGUCUUGA
Messenger RNA from Rodentolepis nana, 426 nucleotides. NCBI's taxonomy places the organism in Eukaryota, Metazoa, Platyhelminthes, Cestoda, Cyclophyllidea, Hymenolepididae. The record is from the annotation of a GenBank genome assembly.